Molecule: messenger RNA, 1255 nt
Organism: Durusdinium trenchii
Lineage: Eukaryota; Dinophyceae; Suessiales; Symbiodiniaceae
Source: the annotation of a GenBank genome assembly
CUCACGCGAAAGCUUCUCUUAGCCUGGUGCCGAUGUCGGCUGCACUGGACGCGCACUGGACGCAGGUCCUUGGAGCACUCUGGAGCUGGAAGUCAGCAGUGACACAGGCGGAUGGUGGGAUGGUUGGAAGAGGUGCAGGCUGUACCCAUGUGAGCUUGGAAUCAUUCGUGAUGGAAGGCUUUGAUGCGGAGGCCCUCCAUAUGAGGGGGUUCUGCUGGCACCGCACCGUGCUGCUCCUUGUGGACAGUCUUCCGAGGUGCCCGCGGCACCUGGGCCCUGCCGUCACGACGGGGGUUGCUGCUUGCGGGAGCUCGGCCGAUGCCGCUGCCCUCUUCGGUCUUCGAUCGGCCGUUCCAUGCCGGCACCGUGUCCUUGAAGGUCGUCGAGACGGGCUUGAGCUCCUUCUUCCCCUCGGAGGGGGCAAAGAAGAUCGUCCAGUCCCAUGUGACUCCGGCCGAAGACAGCCUCCGGACGAGCGAGUUCCGGACGUCCGGACCGACCUGGCCCCCGUGGUCAAGGGACACCAGCCGUUGGAGUAUGAAGUCUACAUGGAAAAGCUGAUCUACCUGGAGAAACUGCAAGAAUUGGCCACCAUGAGCUCGCGCACGACGGCUCUGCUCUGCGCGACGCUGAGCGUUCCGGUCGAGAUCGCGGCAGGGAUGGGCCUGAGCGUUCCAGUCGUUGUGAACAAGAUCUCCAAGGGCCAAGGGCCGGCAAAGCCUUCGAUCUUCCAUCCCUCCGCGGAUUUUGUGAGGCUGAAGCAGCAUGCGCCAUUGGUCUUGAAGCGCUCCAGGCGACGCGUCAUUGGUGAACCUGUGACCGUGGCAGUGAAGGCAGUGAUUAGCGCCAUGGCCCCACCGAUCCAGGACGCGCGGAGGGAGCUGCGAGCGCUGGGAGCGCUGGGAGGCAGCUUCCGGACAGCCCUAGUCGGUGCGGAUCAGCCCUUGUGCGAGGCGGUCGGCGCGAAGCUCCGCGCGGCGCAGGCCUUGGCCGCCCUGAAUGAUACCUGGCAGCCACCUCCAGUGAAAGACUCUCCAGAGGCAUUGAUGCGGAGGUGUAGGCUGCUGUAUCCAUGUCAGCUUGGGAUCAUUCCUGAUGAAGGCCUUGAUGCGGAGGUGUUUCCAGGUGAACUGGUCCGACCAAGGCGACGGCGAUGGCGUCUCGAGCGGCGUCGUCUGCUGAGUGGCGAUUCGGUAGCGAUUCGGGCUCCGGCAUGUUAUAGGGGCGAGGGAUUUCCAUGACAACUACUUGUACC